Sitophilus oryzae (rice weevil) is the source of this 2811-nucleotide messenger RNA. Its product is annotated as MAP kinase kinase kinase mkh1-like. Gene Ontology annotation, cellular component: clathrin vesicle coat; membrane. Bases 97 to 2796 code for a protein of 899 amino acids. Lineage: Eukaryota; Metazoa; Arthropoda; Insecta; Coleoptera; Curculionidae. The transcript has 9 exons. The record is from RefSeq and is a predicted model, not a curated record. Gene Ontology annotation, molecular function: ATP binding; protein kinase activity. Gene Ontology annotation, biological process: protein phosphorylation; endocytosis.
CCUUGUCAAUGUCAUUUCAGUCGUUUGUCAAUAACAGAUGAUAAUUUAUCAACAUCUUGGUUGUCCGAAUAAAAAUUCAGUGUUUAAUUUAGCGAUAUGGAAUCCUAUGAAAGUGUAUUAUUAGUAAAACCUGAAGUGUUUGUGUUUAACAUUCCUCCCAGGUCUUCCAACAGAGGAUAUCGUGCUGCAGAUUGGAAUUUAGCUGAACCCUCAUGGACUGGACGAAUGAGGCUGAUUUCAAAAGGAAACGAACUCGCUAUUAAGUUGGAGGAUAAAAACAGCGGAGAAUUGUUUGCAAAAUGUCCUAUUGAGACAUAUCCAGGCAUAGCAAUAGAGGCAGUUAGCGAUUCUUCAAGAUAUUUUGUGCUACGUAUACAAGAUGACAAUGGCAGAACUGCGUUUAUUGGUAUUGGGUUUGGAGAUAGAUCAGAUUCUUUUGAUCUCAAUGUGGCAUUACAAGACCACUUCAAAUGGUUAAAGAAAGAAAAACAGAUCAGCGAAGAACCUGCUGGCGGUCCUUCUCUGGAUUUAGGCUUUAAAGAGGGCGAAACUAUAAAAAUCAACAUGAAAAUUACGAAAAAGGAUGGUGGGGAUAAUAAUUCAAAAAAUAAGACAAAAUCACCUUCCGGUGGUUUAGGGUUAUUACCACCACCUCCUAGUGGUAAACUACCCCCUCCCCCUGGAUCUUCUCCAUCGGGAUCACCCGCGCAUGUACCAAAAAGCGAAACAACAGUGUCAGGUGAUUCUUGGGGUGAAUUUACAUCGGCUUCUUCAAAUGAAACCCGCGCGGAAUACCAAUCUCUAUCACUUUGUGUAUUUAUAUACUAUCCAAACGUUAUGGCGGAACCUGUGUAUGAUCCAAAAUUGGAGAUUCGGAAGUUGCCUCCAAGUGUAACGAGGGAAUUAGCAAGACUACUAGAUUUUGCCGAUUAUUGGAAAGAUCUAAUGGCUAUAAUACCGAAGCAAUUGAGUUCUACAACUUUUGUAGCUGAUGUAAAACCAGAUAAUCUGCCCAAGUACAACUCUGAACAUUUCAAGAUCAUCGAACAGGCUGGUUCUGAACCUAACAAAUCCUGUACAGAAAUCUUAAUACAGGAGUGGGGUACCUCAGGAAAGAUCAGAGCCAAUCUAGGCAUUUUGAGGUACUUACUGGUUAAAGCCGAACUGUUUCAAGCAGCAGAUUACGUAUCGAAAUUAAUAAACCAACCACCUCCCCCGAGACCUGUCAAUGGACCGGCAAGGGCAAUAACUACAAACUUGCCGGGACGCGUUGAUCGACAUUUGGAAGAAAUCGAAAGAGAUUUAGAUAAAAUUAAUUAUCCCGAGAUUGCUAUUAACAAGAUUCGAAAAAAAUCUGAUGAAACAGUAGCUCUUCCUGCACAAGGCAUCCCGAAAAUUGUUAUUAGUGAAGUAGAUAACAAUGAAGGAAGAGAUUUUAAUGCGCCUGUAGUUAUCCAGAAAGAAAAACCAAAGGAACCUGUGAACCAUGUUCAAAACUCGGAUGUUAUGCCAAAUUUCUCUGUUCUUCUACAAGAGAGUGAAGUUAAAAACGAAAUUUCUUCAGUUAAUUUACCUAACAUAUCGGAAAUUCUAAAUUCUCUCGAUUCAAUUUCUGAUAAUAAUGAUCAGUCCACUAGUAACUCAUUUACACCAGCGUUUAGUCAAAUUUUAAAUAACUCUGCAAGUUUAAUAGAGAGUAACGCACCAAUACCACCUUUAUCACAAUUAUUAAGUGACCAAACUGGUGACAGUAUCCUAGAAGGUUCACUUCCCGACUUAGAUGUUCUUAACCUAAAUGAGAACAUAUCUAGUUCAAAUAUUAUUCCGAAUUUGAGUCUGUUAAACACUCAAAGCGAUCAAGCUUCAGGUUCAGUUCAAAUAUAUGACUCGGACUCGAAGAAUUCGUCUGGCAGUUCGAACAAAUGUCCAUCUCCGUUACCAAAUCUUUCGUUAAACACGGAACUACCUCAUUUUAGGUACUGUGAGUUAGAACAUGCAACAAAUAAUUUUAGUGAUACUCCUUUUAAAAGUAUAGAAGAUGAAGGAAGGUUUCUGGGUAAAGGUGCGUUUGGUUCGGUGUUUUUAGCGACUGGUCUGGCACACGAAUUUUUGGCAGUUAAAAAAAUAUUUUUGGAGAAUGUUGAAGUGGUAAACGAAGAUGAUCAAGUGACGAAACAAUUUAAGAAUGAAGUGGAGUUUUUGAGUAAAUACAAACAUAAAAAUUUGGUGUCUUUAUUGGGAUAUUCUUGCGAUGGUCCGACGUAUUGUUUGGUAUACGAGUAUGUUCCAGGGGGUACACUGUGUGAUAUAUUAAAAGAAAAUCCCCAGAAAUUACCAUGGCAGCAGAGGUUAAAAAUAUCAAUAGGAACAGCUGAGGCUAUAGCAUAUCUUCAUACAGCCUUUUCAACUCCGAUUAUACACAGGGAUAUCAAGUCUGCUAAUAUUUUAUUAGAUGGAGAUAAUAAUCCAAAGCUUGGCGACUUUGGAAUCAUAAAACUGCUACCCAAUCAGAAAACUGACACUUAUACGGCUCCGUUCGGUACUUCAGCAUAUAUGUCACCGGAAUGUCUCAGAGGUGACAUUUCCAUUAAACUGGACACGUACAGUUUCGGCGUCGUUCUAGUAGAACUGAUGACGUCAUUGCCUCCAAUUGAUACAAAAAGACAAGGGAUAGAUUUGGUAACAUACAUGCUGGAUAAAUGUGAAGAAGAUAUUGAACCCAUACUAGAUAGGACGAUAGGAUCUUGGGAACAUGACAAUAUUAAUUUGCCGAAAAGCUGUUUAAAUUGGCGUUAAAGUGCCUCGAAGACA